Molecule: messenger RNA, 12330 nt
Organism: Diospyros lotus (date-plum)
Lineage: Eukaryota; Viridiplantae; Streptophyta; Magnoliopsida; Ericales; Ebenaceae
Exons: 17
Coding region: 156-11492 (3778 amino acids)
Biological process (GO): nuclear-transcribed mRNA catabolic process, nonsense-mediated decay; phosphorylation
Cellular component (GO): nucleus
Molecular function (GO): protein serine/threonine kinase activity; protein binding
Source: RefSeq, a predicted model, not a curated record
UCAAGUCGCCGGCGAGGAUAGAAAUAAUUAAGUAGAGAAGUGCGAGUCGGUGAACGGAGAAAAGCGAAGAAGAAGACGAAAGUAGAAAGUGAGAAGAGAAGGAGAGAGAGAGAGAGAAUGUGCGAGAGCGAUGCGAAGGCGAUUCUACAAGAGCGAUGAUGCAAGGACUCCACCACCAACAGCAACAGCUCGCGGCGCUGCUCUCCGCCGCUCUCCCCAAAGCCAGCGGCGUUGCUGGCGGAACCGGUGGCGAUGCGACUCAUUCUUCCGCCUCCGCCCCUAACACUGCCGCCUCCGAGGAAGACGAGUCGUCUCGCCUCGCUGCCAUCAACAAUCUCCACCGCGCCAUUCUGUACCCUCCGAACUCGCUCCUCGUCACUCACUCCGCUUCUUUCCUUGCCCAGGGUUUCUCUCAACUUCUUUCCGACAAAUCAUAUUUGGUGUGCCAGGCGGCAGCUACAGCCUAUGGGGCUUUGUGCUCUGUGCUGUGUUCUAUCCAUGUAUCUUCAAAUGGAAGGCAAAACCAUGUUAUACUUGGGAGUUUGGUUGAUCGGUUUAUUGGUUGGGCACUGCCUUUGCUUUCUAAUGUUGGUGCUGGAGAUGGGGCAACAGAAUUGGCUCUUGAAAGUCUUCGAGAGUUUCUUAAUGUUGGAGAUCUUGGUGCAAUUGAGAGAUAUGCGCUACCAAUUCUUAAAGCAUGCCAAGAGCUUCUUGAGGAUGAGAGAACUUCCUUAAGUUUAUUGCACCAGCUUUUGGGUGUUUUAACUCUGAUAUCAUUGAAAUUUUUUAGAUGUUUUCAACCUCACUUUGUUGAUAUUGUUGAUCUGCUUCUGGGGUGGGCUAUGGUACGGGACCUUGCUGAGUCUGAUAGACGUGUUAUUAUGGAUAGCUUUUUGCAAUUUCAGAAACAUUGGGUGAAUAGUCUUAAGUUCUCUUUAGGAUUGCUGUCAAAGUUCUUGGGAGAUAUGGAUGUGUUGCUACAGGAUGGGAGUGCUGGAACCCCACAACAAUUUCAGAGAUUACUUGCUUUGCUGUCAUGUUUUUGUACAGUUUUGCAGUCAACGGCUUCUGGUUUGCUUGAGGUGAAUUUACUUGAACAAAUAAUUGAACCUCUUAGCAAAAUGGUUCUUCUUUUGUUAGGAUGCUUAUCCAUGGUUGGAAAAAAAUUUGGGUGGUCAAAAUGGAUUGAGGAUUCCUGGAGAUGUUUGACACUCUUGGCAGAAAUUCUAAGUGAUCGGUUUUCAUCCUUUUACCCCCUUGCAGUUGAUGUGUUGUCUCAGAGCUUGGAAAUGGAUAACCUCAAUCUACAUACAUUGGCUGGAAGGAUUACUUCUUUUCAGGUUCAUGGGGUUCUUAAAACUAAUCUUCAGCUAUUGUCACUACAAAAACUUGGCCUCCUUCCAUCAUCUGCACAGAAGAUAUUGAAAUUUGACUCACCUAUAUCUCAGUUGCGUUUGCAUCCAAAUCACCUGGUCACAGGAAGUUGUGCUGCUACUUAUAUUUUCCUACUGCAACAUGGAAAGAAUGAAGUUGUUGAACAAGCAGUGACUUCCUUGCUUGAAGAACUAGAGCUGUUGAAGGGCAUGCUGGAAAGUACCUUAUUAAAUAGAGACAAGUCUAAUAGCUUGUUUGGUGAUAAAUCUUAUUCAAAGCCUGAAUUCUUUGCAUUGAUUAAAUUUGACUUGAAAGUUCUACUAAGCUGUGUUUCUCUGGGGCGGGGUAACAGUUUGAGUGCAGGGGCAGAGCUUGAUGCUUUUUAUAUUGAGAGGUCAGAAAGAUUGUCCUCUUUUAUUCUUGAGAAAUUAAAUCCUUUCAACUUGCCAAUUCAGGGUUUUGUAGAGUUGCAAGUUAAUGUUUUCAAGACAUUGGAACAGCUAACCAUGUUUGAGUUUUUUAGCAAAUCGUCUGUGAGGAAACAUAUAAACAGAAAAGGCUCUGUUGACAUUGCAAGUGAAACACUACGAGAUGAUGAGAAUAUCAAGGAUGGACUUCCUAGUCUGAUUUUUGAGCAUUUGCAGAAGUAUAUUCCCCUUCUUGUCAAAGCCUUUCACAUUUCCUCUCCAUUGGCAGUCAAAAUAGAAGCCGCUAACUGGAUCUAUAAAUUCUGUGAGGGUGUUGUUGAUGUAUACAAGAAAACUAGUGCAACAAUCUAUCCUUGUGAAGCAUUUUCAUAUGUUGGUGUAGUUGAGAAUUUGGUUUUUUCAGUUUUGGAUGCUGCAUCAGAUAGGGAACCAAAAGUGAGAUCUCAUGUUGCAUCAGUUCUGGACUUGCUUCUGCAGGCGAAACUCAUUCAUCCGACACACUUUGUUGCCAUUACUGAAGUGAUCCUUGAAAGACUUGGUGAUCCAGAUAGUGACAUAAAAAAUGCCUUUCUAAAGAUGCUUUCCAACAUAUUGCCCCUUACAAUCUAUGUAUGUGGUCUACACAACUGUGGAACUGUUGACGCUUCUAGGGCUACUGCUCCUAGGUUAGGUUAUAGUUAUAACUUGCACUGGAGGCAAGUAUUUGCCCUCAAGCAACUGCCUCAGCAACUUAAUUCACAGCAGCUUGUUUCCAUCUUGAGUUUCAUUUCACAAAGAUGGAAGAUGCCACUUUCUUCUUGGAUCCCACGGCUCAUUCAUACUUGUCGGAGUUCAAAGGGAUCUUCUUUAGCUCAACUAGAAGAAACAGGAAAUACUGGUGUGAAUGACUUGGGAUUGGAGAUUAAAGUAGAGGAAGAUGUCCUUGAAAGGAUCUGCUCAGUUAAUAUCCAUGCUGGUGCAUGGUGGGCUAUACAUGAAGCAGCUAGAUACUGUAUUACUACACGUCUUCGCACCAACCUUGGUGGACCCACCCAAACUUUUGCAGCACUGGAACGCAUGCUUUUGGACAUUGCACAUGUACUACAGCUUGAUAAUGAGAAAAAUGAUGGGAACUUAAAUAUUACAGGUUCGUCUUGCAUUCACUUGUUACCAAUGAGGUUAUUACUGGAUUUUGUUGAGGCCUUGAAGAAAAAUGUAUUUAAUGCAUAUGAUGGGUCUACCAGUAUACCAUCUGCUUCAAGGCAGAGCUCAUUGUUCUUUCGGGCAAAUAGAAAAGUCUGCGAGGAGUGGUUUUCUCGCAUAUGUGAGCCAAUGAUGAAUGCUGGAUUGGCACUACAAUGUCAUCAUGCUACAAUCCAUUACUGUACUGUGCGUUUGCAGGACCUUAGAAAUACUUUGGCUUCAGCUUUAAAGGAUAAACCUAGGGCACAGACGGUUGAGAAUCUUCAUAAUAUGAGGGGAAGAUUGAUGGAAGAUGUCUCAAGGGUUCUACUUCACAUGUCGUUAGCUUUGUGUAAAGUUCAUGAAUCCGAAGCUUUGAUUGGCCUGCAAAAAUGGGCUACCACAGCAUUCUCUUCCUUGUUUACAGAUGAGAACUGUGAUGUGAGUCAUGGUGAGGUUUUUGGACCUUUUUCGUGGAUCAUGGGACUUGUUUAUCAGGCCGAGGGCCAGUAUGAAAAGGCUGCUGCUCACUUUACUCAUUUAUUACAGGAGGAAGAGUCACUCAGUUCUAUGGGUUCUGAUGGUGUGCAGUUUGCUAUUCAUCGCAUUAUUGAGAGUUAUGCUGCUGUUUCUGAUUGGAAGUCCUUAGAAUCUUGGCUAUUGGAGCUGCAAACACUUCGUGCUAAGUAUGCAGGGAAGAGCUACUCAGGUGCACUAACUACAGCUGGAAAUGAAAUAAAUGCAAUUCAUGCCUUGGCUCGCUUUGAUGAGGGUGAUUUUCAGGCAGCAUGGGCAUGCCUGGAUUUGACACCUAAAAGCAGCAGUGAACUCACGAUUGAUCCCAAAUUGGCCUUGCAAAGGAGUGAACAGAUGCUUUUACAAGCUCUGCUACUUCAAAUUGAAGGGAAGGUGGAGAAAGUGUCACACGAUAUACAGAAAGCGAAAUCAAUGCUGGAAGAACCAUUGUCUGUUUUGCCACUUGAUGGGUUGACAGAGGCUGCAGCAUAUUGCACCCAGUUGCACUGUAUCUUUGCAUUUGAAGAAAGCUGCAAACAAAAAGGAAACCAAGACAAAAAGCUUCAGUCAUUACUGAGUUCAUAUAUCCACAUUUUGAAAUCCCCGAUCAACCAAGUUCAUCAAGAUUGCAACAUGUGGCUGAAAGUUCACCGGGUUUACCGAACUAUCCUUCCAUCCUCAUUGGUGACUCUGAAGCUCUCCAAGAAUUUGUUAAGUUUAGCCCGUAAACAGAGAAACCUAAUGUUGGCAAACCGCCUUGGUAACUAUCUCAGAGAUCAUGCACAAUCUUAUUCUGAAGGAAGGUAUCAUAAUUUUCUAAUGAAAAGCUUGCAGUAUGAGGGCAUCCUGCUGAUGCAUGCUGAAAACAGGUUUGGGGAUGCUCUGACAAAUCUUUGGUCAUUUCUCCAUCCCUGCUUGGUUUCUUCAUCGUCUUUUGUGUCUGAUGCUGAUGACAAUUUUUUAUAUGCAAAGGCAUGCCUGAAACUUUCAGACUGGUUAAGAAAGGAUUCUUCAGAUAUGAAUUUUGGGGAUACUGUCCUCAAGAUGUUGGCAGAUUUCAACAUAACAGAUUUUUCUUCUAUUGACAAAGGGGCAACUGGCUUCAGUGAUGAUAAGAUAAGCUCAAAACCAAAUGUGGGUCUUAUUGUUGAAGAACUUGUGGGUACAGCUACAAAGUUGUCAUCUCGUCUCUGCCCCUCCUUGGGCAAGUCAUGGAUUUCAUAUGCCUCAUGGUGUUAUCAUCAAGCCCAAUCAUCUUUCUAUGCCCCAAAUGAGAUGGCCCUUCAAUCAUGCUGCUUUUCUUCCAUUCUUGCUCCGGAAGUUCUACCUGACAGAUUUAAGUUAACUGAAGAAGAGUUAUUAAAAGUUACAUCUAUUGUUGUGCAGCUUCUUCAUAAAAGGAGUGAUUCAGAAAAUUUGAACGAGGAAGGGGGAGAGGGCAAUUUUCAGCUUGAAUCUUUGAGCAAGGAGAACUAUGUGAUGGCUUUGGUGCAGGAUGUGGUGAGUACUAUUGAAGCUGCAGCUGGGGCACCAGGGGCAGAAAGUUCCAAUGGUGAACUUCUUUCUACCAUGCUGAUAUCUCAGUUGCAGAAAUACUUUUUAUCUGCAAAUGUUGGCCUUGAAGAACCUGCACUGUUGUCCUCAGUUGAUGAUUUAGUUGGUAUUUGGUGGUCUUUGAGGAGAAGAAGGGUUUCUCUUUUUGGGCAUGCGGCACAAGCUUUCAUACAUUAUCUUUCAUAUUCAUCUUUCAAGUGUUCUGAUGGUCAUUUAGCUGCAUCUUUCUGUGAAACUUUGAACCAAAAGACUGCCAGCUACACUCUGAGGGCUACCCUAUACGUCUUGAACAUUCUUCUAAACUAUGGAGCGGAGUUGAAAGAUACGCUUGAAACUGCUCUUUCGACAGCUCCAUUGUUGCCAUGGCAGGAAGUGACACCCCAGCUAUUUGCUCGGUUAACUUCUCAUCCUCAACAAGUGGUUCGGAAACUGUUGGAAGGUUUGCUGCUGAUGCUCACAAAGCUAUCUCCUUGGUCAGUUGUGUACCCAACCCUUGCUGAUCUAAAUGCUUCUGAACAGAGACCUUCCGAGGAGCUUCAGCAUGUUCUGGCUUGUUUGGGUAAGCUUUACCCCAGAUUGAUUCAUGAUGUCCAGCUUGUGAUAAAAGAGCUGGAAAAUGUGACUGUUCUUUGGGAGGAACUGUGGCUCAGUACGCUACAAGAGCUUCAUGCAGAUGUUAUGAGGCGCAUUAGCUUGUUGAAAGAAGAGGCUGCACGAGUUGCAGAGAAUCUUACUCUUAGUCAUAGUGAGAAGAAAAAAAUAAAUGCUGCAAAAUACUCAGCCAUGAUGGCUCCCAUUGUUGUAGCAUUAGAACGUCGUUUGGCCUCUACUUCUUGGAAACCUGAAACUCCUCACGAGAAAUGGUUCCAUGAAGAGUAUAUGGAACAACUUAAAUCUGCCAUCUUAAACUUCAAGAAUCCUCCAUCAUCUGCUGUGGCUCUUGGGGAUGUGUGGCGACCAUUUGAUAACAUUGCUGCAUCAUUGGCAUCUUACCAGAGGAAGUCAUUUAUAUCAUUGGGAGAAGUUGCACCUCAAUUGGCUCGGCUAUCAUCUUCUGAUGUUCCAAUGCCUGGUCUUGAGAAGCAAAUUGCAGUUUCUGAAUCUGAGGGGGGGAUUACUGGUCCUCAGGGAAUUGUCACAAUUGCUUCUUUCACAGAACAAGUUGCUAUCAUAUCAACCAAGACUAAGCCCAAAAAACUUGUCAUAGUGGGCUCAGAUGGUCAGAAAUACACAUAUCUAUUGAAGGGGCGAGAAGACCUGCGUCUUGAUGCCAGAAUCAUGCAGCUAUUGCAAGCUAUAAAUGCUUUUCUGCAUUCAUCACAUGCAACUCGUAGUCAGUGUCUUUCAGUUCGCUAUUAUUCUGUAACCCCAAUAAGUAGUCGAGCUGGUCUUAUCCAAUGGGUCGACAAUGUUACGAGUAUAUACAGUAUAUUUAAGUCAUGGCAGAACCGUGUCCAGCAAGCACAAAUGCAGGCUUUUGCUGUUGGUAAUUCAAAAGACUCAGUUCCUCCACAGGUUCCCCGGCCAAGUGAUAUGUUCUAUGGAAAGAUUAUACCAGCUCUUAAAGAGAAAGGCAUAAGAAGAGUUAUAUCACGACGAGACUGGCCUCAUGAUGUAAAGCGGAAGGUUCUUCUGGAUCUCAUGAAGGAGGCUCCUAAACAACUGCUUUAUCAAGAACUUUGGUGUGCCAGUGAAGGAUUCAGAGCCUUCAGCUCAAAAUUGAGCAGGUAUGCUGGUAGUGUUGCAGCAAUGAGCAUGGUUGGCCACAUCCUGGGCCUGGGUGACAGGCAUUUGGACAAUAUUCUUAUAGAUUUUUCUAGUGGGGAUAUUGUGCAUAUUGAUUAUAAUGUGUGCUUUGAUAAAGGACAAAGAUUGAAGAUUCCGGAAAUUGUGCCCUUCCGUCUAACACAGACAAUUGAAGCAGCUUUGGGGUUGACGGGUGUUGAAGGUACCUUUAGAGCAAACUGUGAAACAGUUCUUGGUGUUCUGAGGAAGAACAAAGACAUCAUAUUGAUGUUGUUGGAGGUAUUUGUUUGGGAUCCACUUGUGGAAUGGACACGUGGAGAUUUCCAUGAUGAUGCAGCAAUUGUUGGUGAAGAACGAAAAGGCAUGGAGUUGGCAGUUAGCUUGAGUCUAUUUGCAUCCCGUGUGCAAGAAAUUCGCGUCCCGUUGCAGGAGCAUCAUGACCUUUUACUUGAUACCUUACCAGCGGUUGACUCUGCUCUUGAGCGGUUUGCAAACAUAUUGAAUCAAUACGAGCUUGUUUCUACUCUUUUUUAUCGCGCUGAUCAGGAGAGGUCUAACCUUGCUUUGCAUGAGACAUCUGCAAAGUCAAUUGUUGCUGAAGCAACUUCUAGUUCAGAGAAAAUCUGUGCCUCGUUUGAAGUAAAUGCUAGGGAAUAUGCUCAAGCAAAGGCUGUAGUAGCUGAGAAAGCCCAAGAGGCAACAUCUUGGAUGCAACAACAUGGAAGGAUUCUUGAUGCUUUACGAAGCAGUUCGAUUCCUGAAAUCAAAGCCUACUUGCACCUGAUGGGUAUGGAGGAAGCUUUAUCUGUUACAUCUGCUGUUCUUGUGGCUGGAGUUCCAUUAACAAUUGUUCCUGAGCCCACACAAGCUCAAUGCCAUGAUAUCGAUAGAGAGGUUUCUCAGCUCAUAGAUGAACUUAAUCAUGGACUUUCUGCUGCAGUAACAACUCUACAAGCUUAUUCUUUGGCUUUACAACGAAUACUACCACUGAAUUACCCUACGACAAGCCCUAUGCAUGGUUGGGCACAAGUUCUGCAACUUUCAAUAAAUAGCCCUGCCAAUGAUUCCCUGCCCCUUGCUAGAAGACAGGCUGCUGAGCUGAUCACGAGGGUACAUGGAGAUGGAUUUGAUUCUAGCAGGAGUAGUUAUGAAGAUUUGUGUCUUAAGGUGGAGAAGUAUGCAAACGAGAUAGAUAAAGUUGAGAAGGAGUGUGCUGAAUUGGUGAACUCAAUUGGCUCGGAGAAUGAAUCAAGAGCCAAGGAUCGGCUUCUAUCUGCUUUCAUGAAGUAUAUGCAGUCUGCUGGUCUUGCAAGGAAGGAAGAUACUAUAUCUGCAAUCCAUUUAGGAUCUUCAAAGCAUGAUGGGACAAGAGAAACCAGAUUGCAAGAAGAGCUUGAAGAGAAAAAAGAGAAGGUUCUGACUGUUUUAAAUAUUGCUGUGAGUUCUCUAUAUGGUGAAGUUAAGCAUAGAGUGCUUGGCAUGCUGAGCGAUCCUAUUGGUGGUAGAAGUAUAGAAAAUGUUGGGCAGUCUGAUCUUGGGACUAUUUCCUGUGAGUUUGAAGAGCAAAUAGAGAAAUGUGUACUUGUAGCUGGAUUUGUUAAUGAACUACGGCAAUAUAUUCUUGGGGAUUUACCUACUCUUGAUACAGAUGAUGAUCAUUCAAAAUAUCUUUUUCAAGAGAACUGGGCUUCCAUUUUCAAGACCAGUUCACUUUCCUCUAAGAACAUGGUUGAGAAAAUGCUUGAAGUUGUUUUACCAGAUGUUAUAAGAUCUAUUGUUUCAUUCAGUUCAGAAGUCAUGGAUGCAUUUGGCACUAUCUCACAGAUCAGAGGAUCCAUUGAUAUGGCACUAGAGCAGCUAGUUGAGGUUGAAUUAGAGAGGACAUCUUUAAUAGAGCUGGAACAGAACUACUCUGUAAAGGUUGGUCUCAUCACUGAGCAGCAGUUGGCUCUUGAAGAAGCUGCUGUGAAGGGUCGGGAUCAUCUUUCUUGGGAAGAGGCCGAAGAGCUUGCAUCUCAGGAAGAAGCUUGUAGGGCGCAGCUGGACAAACUCCAUCACACGUGGAAACAGAAGGAUGUGCGAACUUCUUCUCUGAUAAAGAGAGAAGCUGGCAUUAGAAGUGCUUUGUUUUCUUCAGAAAGUCAUUUUCAAUCUCUAAUUAGUGCUGAUCCAGAAAAUGGGCCGCAUUUAAGGAGCAAAGCUCUUUUGGUGGCAUUAGUGGAGCCCUUUGCUGAGUUGGAAUCCAUUGAUAAGGCAUUGGCUUCACUUGAUGGACCUGUUGCUGCAAGCUCUAGUGGAAUUUCACAUCUUGCAGAUUUGAUGAGUUCUGGUCGCCUUACAUCAGAAUACAUCUGGAAGUUUCCUAGCUUAAUGAACAGACAUUCUUUCUUUAUUUGGAAAGUUAGUGUUGUGGAUUCAUUUCUUGAUUCAUGCAUACAUGACACAGCAUCAUCCUUAGAUCAAAAUUUAGGAUUUGACCAACUUCUUAAUGUCUUGAAGAAAAAGCUUGAAAUCCAUCUUCAAGAACAUAUUGGCUACUACCUGAAAGAGCGAGUUGGCCCUGUUCUGUUAGCUAGAUUAGACAAAGAAAGUGAACUUUUGAAGCAAUUGACGGAGACAGCAAAAGACUUUGCUUUAGAUCAGGCGAAGAAGGAUUUGGGGGCUGUAAGAAGGGUACAACUUAUGCUUGAGGAGUACUGCAAUGCGCAUGAAACUGUCAGAGCAGCAAUGUCAGCUGCCUCCCUGAUGAAAAGGCAGGUGAAUGAACUCAAGGAUGCUCUUUGCAAGACCAGCCUAGAGAUAGUUCAGAUGGAAUGGAUGCAUGAUGUUACUUUGAAACCCUUUCAUAAUGUCAGAUUCAUAUCUCAAAAAUAUCUUGCAAGUGAGGAUACAUUACUUCCAGUUAUUCUGAACCUCAGUAGACCUGAACUAUUAGAAAGUACACAGUCUUCUGUGUCAAAAAUAGCUAGGUCACUAGAGGGUCUAACAACUUGUGAGAGAACUUCUGUUACAGCAGAAGGUCAGCUUGAGAGAGCCAUGGGGUGGGCCUGUGGUGGUCCAAACACCAGUGUGAUAGGAAGUACUUCAACGAGGAGUUUAGGAAUACCUCCUGAAUUUCAUAAUCAUCUGAUGAGACGGCGGCAAUUGUUAUGGGAAGCCAGAGAAAAAGCUUCAGAUAUCAUUAAAAUUUGCAUGUCAAUAUUAGAUUUUGAAGAAUCUAGAGAUGGCAUUUUUCGCACUUCGGGAGAGCUUUACCCCUUUAGGACUGGGGCUGAUGGGAGGACAUGGCAGCAAGAUUACUUGAAUGCACUAACAAGAUUGGACGUUACUUAUCAUUCUUUUACACGCACUGAGCAAGAGUGGAAGGUUGCUCAGAGCAACAUGGAAGCUGCAUCAAAUGGCUUAUUUUCUGCUACUAAUGAACUCUGCAUUGCUUCUGUGAAAGCAAAGUCAGCUUCAGGUGAUUUACAGAGCACUCUUCUUGCAAUGAAAGAUUGUGCCUAUGAAGCCAGUGUGGCACUAUCUGCUUUUGGGCGUGUUAUAAGGAGCCACAGUGCUUUGACUUCUGAAUGUGGUUCAAUGCUUGAAGAGGUCCUUGCAAUAACUGAAGGCCUGGAUGAUGUUCACAGUUUGGGGAAGGAGGCUGCUUCAGUACAUUGUUCUCUCAUGAAAAAUCUUUCUAAGGCAACUGCAAUUCUACUUCCUUUGGAAUCUGUUUUGUCCAAGGACGUUGCUGCCAUGACUGAUGCUAUGGCAAGGGAAAAAGAGACCAAGAUGGAAAUAUCUCCAAUUCAUGGCCAAGCAAUACACCAGUCUUAUUACUUAAGAAUUAAGGAGGUUUGUCAGGCAUUUAAACCUCUGGUACCUUUGCUUACAAUCUCUGUGGAGGGACUUCAUUCCAUGUUGACCAAGCUGGCUCGAACUGCAAGUCUUCAUGCAGGAAAUCUUCAUAAAGCUCUUGAAGGUCUAGGAGAAAGCCAAGAAGUAAGGUCACAGGACAUUAAUUUGUCAAGGCCUGUGGUUGCAGGUCAUGACAGUGACUCUGAGAACAAGGAGGGAGAGGUUCUUUUCAACUUUGAUGUUGAAAAUGAUGGUGAUUCUAUUGUAAUAAGUGGACUGUCUUUACAAGAUAAAGGGUGGAUAUCUCCUCCAGAUAGCAUCUGUGAUAGCAGCUCAGAGUCUGAUUUUACAUCAGCAGAAGCAAGUUUUGCAGACAGCUUUAAUGACACAGAAGGGGAGCGGCUUUUACAUGUUUCUAGUGGCACAGAGGACAAAGGUUAUUUAACAUUGGUUCCAUUUUCUGGAAAUGAUCAUCAAGAAUUUUCACCCAACGAGCAGUCAGGACUCGUGUGCAAAUUUACUAAUAAUGCUGAUACUGGUAAUACGGAUGAACAUACCAAAUCAGGGGAAUCACUAUAUGAUAAAUCUGUUCCUGGCAUUAUUGAGUCUUCGCAUUCCAUCAGCCAGGACAAGGUUGAAGACAAAGGCCAUGAACCCUCUUUUUCUGUUUCUGAUUCCAGAAAUCAAGUAGUCAGAGGUAAAAAUGCUUAUGCCAUGUCAGUUCUAAAGCAAAUUGAGAAGAAAAUAGAUGGUCGAGAUAUUGCUGACAACAGAGCAAUCAGCAUUGCGGAGCAAGUGGAUUAUCUGCUAAAGCAAGCAACCAGUGUGGAUAACCUAUGCAAUAUGUAUGAAGGUUGGACUCCUUGGAUUUGAGUUUUGAAGCCGGUUUUAUUGCAUAUCCUGCCCUCUUCCCAAAUGCUACAGCAAGGGAUAGUGCGAGGUUCCUUCCUACGAAGAAAGAUGAACGUGAACUGUGGCCUCAAUUCACUGAGAGAUAUUAUAUGGAUUCUUCUUCGAGCCUGGGUAAUGGUUGGUCUACACAGAUAGCCAUCGCUGAUUCUCUGAUUGCCAUUGCUCUCCCGUCAUGAGGAUCAGUGGGGGGUCGCUCUGGCCGAGUUCAUUCUCCUCCUAAGGUUGAGCGAUGAUGGAUUGCCUCGAGUUCCUGUCUAGACUGGUCGCUGCUGCUGCCAGGGCUUAUUAUUCCUUGACUGGUUAAGGACCUGGAAGACAGUGUUCUCCAUUUCUGCAAUUGAAUUGAAUUGAAUGGAAUGCAGUUGCUUCUUACCAAAUUUAAGGAGAGAUGAGAAUUGAGGGCAAUGCAGUGUGGUGCUUGCAUCCGACAACUGCAAGGCUGGCUUCAUGGGGCAGGAAGGAAGGAAUAGGAUGCGGACUGCAAGUCGAGGGGCGAGCUGAUGUCAAUUAUUGCAUUGGGAAUUUUCUGCUUGAUUUAACCCCCCACCCUCCUUCUCCCCGUCGCGUUGAUUCAUCAUUCCACUGUGUAAAUAAUUAAAUAUUCUGAUUGAAAAUUUCAUAUCUAUGUUGUACGAUGAAUGAUGCGAGUUUCGAAAUUGGCCAAAUAUCACACCGCCAGUGCCCUUAAAUGCCCACGUCUUUCCAAGAGUAUUUUAAGUAUUUUGGGUAAAUUUUAUGUAGCUCAUGUGAGAUUUAGUAAAUAGCAAACGAUCACUCUUUUCUUUUGUUGUACAACACU